AUGCAGGGCGCAGCUCACACUGACAUGGAGCUCAUGUCCUCCAUGAUGCAAAAAGUCACUCUGUUGGAGCAAAAAAUAGAGGAACAAGCACAAGAAAUCCAGCUGAAGGACAGGAGGAUUGCUGAACUUGAAGAGAAGAUGAAGGCUAUUCAGAAAGGAGAAGAUGCUCCUGACUCAUCCACAGCAGAGGAACUGGAAAUUAGGUGCCUUCAGCUGCAGACCCAGGUCUGGGAGAUGGAGCAGUUUCUAAAUGACUAUGGGCUGAUUUGGGUUGGAGAGAGACAUGAACAGCUGGAAGAUUUAGAAUCACUCAACGACAAAGAAGAGUGGCCAGCAAGGACCCUCUGGAAGCCAGGUGAAGCAGUUGUUUCCAAACACCAGAUUGAUUUUGAUUUAAUCUUGGAAAACGUGAAGGAUUUGAAUGUGCUGGCUGGAGAAGGCAUUUCUCAAAUCGAGCACACGCCUGGGGGUGCUCGGCUGAGACAGCCAGAACCCCUCCCUCUUAUGCUGUAUCAAAAUGGGAUGGUCAUGUUCAACGGACCCUUUCGGCCCUAUGAGGACCCAUCCACACAGCAAUGCCUGCAGGAUAUUAUGGAUGGCUAUUUCCCUUCAGAGUUGCAGAUGCGCUACCCAGAUGGCAUCCCUUUGCAGGUCACUGACAGAAGGGAUGUGGUAUUUCGGGAGAGGGACCUUCCAGGGAGUUUUCCUGGGCACGGCCAAGUUGUUGGCCAUUCAAAAUCAAAUGAGGUGCAAGAAACCACCAAGAUCCCAGGUCCCAAACUCUCCGUGGAGCAGUUUCUCAACAAGCUUUCUAAGUCCUCGAAACAUGGAGAAGCGAUCAGUGUCCAAGAUUCAGCCAGAGCAGCGCAGCAGGGCUCUGAUGGGGUGCGGAGCAGCAAAGAGAUCCUGAUGGAGACACCCAGGCUGUCUGCCCUGGAGAGGGUGAAGACAGCUGAAGAGGCUGAAGGUUCUGCCCCUGAUAUCUGCACUCUCCGCAUCAAAUCUGAGAGUGGGGAGCAGACGUACAUCAUAAAGAUGCUCUUCACAGAGACCAUAGGGGACCUGCGCCAACACCUCGCCCACGCCAGGGGUGGAGACUCCGACUCAUAUGAGAUCAUCAGUACCUUUCCCCAGCGGGUGUACACAGACAACUCCAGGAGCCUGCAGGAAUGUGGCCUGAUCCCCAACGUCUCCUUGCUGCUGCGGAGAAGAGACCCCUCCCAACAAGAGGGGACAGGGCUGCAAACAGCUUAA
Molecule: messenger RNA, 1254 nt
Organism: Haliaeetus leucocephalus (bald eagle)
Lineage: Eukaryota; Metazoa; Chordata; Aves; Accipitriformes; Accipitridae
Gene: UBXN11
Product: UBX domain protein 11
Exons: 12
Coding region: 1-1254 (417 amino acids)
Biological process (GO): proteasome-mediated ubiquitin-dependent protein catabolic process
Molecular function (GO): ubiquitin binding
Source: RefSeq, a predicted model, not a curated record